This is a messenger RNA of Pantherophis guttatus, 1064 nucleotides long. Its product is annotated as olfactory receptor 14A16-like. Lineage: Eukaryota; Metazoa; Chordata; Lepidosauria; Squamata; Colubridae. Gene Ontology annotation, molecular function: olfactory receptor activity; G protein-coupled receptor activity. The record is from RefSeq and is a predicted model, not a curated record. Gene Ontology annotation, biological process: G protein-coupled receptor signaling pathway. Gene Ontology annotation, cellular component: membrane.
AUGGAUAAUAUGUCAUCUCCUUCCAAUUUUCUGCUCCUUCAAUUUUCAGCAGUCUGGGAAUUACAGAUUCUACACUUUUAUCUGUUCCUGAUACUGUAUCUGGCAAUUGUCUUAGGGAAUCUCAUGAUUAUUUCUGCUGUUAUUUUUGAUCAUCACCUUCACACUCCCAUGUAUUUCUUCCUGAUGAACUUGGCCAUUCAGGAUCUUGGCUCUGUUUCUACUAUUAUUCCCAAAUCCAUGGGCAAUUCUUUCAUGAACUCUAGAAACAUUUCUUACUCUGGAUGUGUGGGUCAGGUUUUCUGUUUUGUAUCCUUUGUUGAAUCUGAUUUCUUCCUUCUCACAGUCAUGGCAUAUGAUCGUUAUGUUGCCAUUUGCCAUCCGCUGCACUAUGGGAUGGUGAUGAAUAGACAAGCUUGUGCACAAAUGGUGCUUUGUGCUUGGCUAAUGGGAAUUUUCAAUGGAGCAAUGAAUACUACAGGCACAUUUGCAGUCCCUUUUUGCUCCAAUGUUGUUGAUCAGUUCUACUGUGAAAUCCCACAGUUACUCAAGCUAUCUUGUUCUGAUUCAUACCAACCUGAACUUACUAUUCUGGCAAUCAAUAUUAUGUUAGAGGGAGCUUGCUUUGUCUUCAUCAUCAUAACAUAUGUGCUGAUCUUUACAGCAGUGCUAAGAAUCCCUUCAGUUCAAGGAAGACAAAAAGCCUUUGCAACCUGCCUUCCACACCUCACUGUAUUUUCCAUAUUAAUAUCCACUGGGUGGUUUGCCUACUUAAAACCACCUUCUAAUAUUGCAUCUAGUUUGAAUUUGGCACUGACUAUGAUAUAUACCUUUGUCCCACCUCUGUUGAAUCCUGUGAUCUAUAGCAUGAGAAACAAAGAGCUCACAGUUGCCCUUACAAAAUUAUUUCUUUCAGCAUGUUCUUCUAUAGAAACCUAUUUUAAUGUUUCCAUAUCAUAGUGAGUUUUGCAUUGAUUAACCCUAUUCACUAAGUCUGCAUUACUAUUACUAUUAGUCUUCUCAUUGUUCCUGUCACCCAUCUCCUCCCACUUAUGACUGCAUGACAA